GAACUAAACAGUGGUGGUUUGGUGGUGGGACUGACCUCACUCCAACCUACCUGGAUGAAGAGGAUGCCGUUCAUUUUCACAAGACGCUGAAAGAAGCCUGUGACAAGCAUGAUCUGAAGCUGUAUCCCAAGUACAAGAAAUGGUGUGAUGACUAUUUCUAUAUCAAGCACCGUGGCGAGCGAAGAGGGAUUGGAGGCAUAUUCUUUGACGACGUGGACUCUCCCUCCAAGGAGGAAGUAUUCCAGUUUGUGAAGAGUUGUGCCAAAUCUGUUGUGCCUUGUUACAUUCCCAUUGUGAAAAGGCACUGCCAUGACUCCUUCACACCAGAAGAAAAGCUGUGGCAGCAGCUUCGGAGGGGACGGUACGUAGAGUUCAACUUGGUUUAUGACAGAGGUACGAAGUUUGGCCUCCUGACACCGGGAUCGAGAAUCGAAAGCAUUCUGAUGUCUCUGCCACUGACUGCAAGGUGGGAGUACAUGCACAACCCUCCGGAGAGCUCCAAAGAAGCAGAAAUCCUAGAGGUGCUGCGCAAUCCCAAAGACUGGGUGCACUGACACGGGUCACGAACAAGAUUGAUUGCUUACACUGAGCCAUUAUGAAAGAACUGGAAGGCCCGCAAACCGGCUCCUUCGAACUGCUGUUGCGUGGCGUUUUAAAAGUAUAGCUAUUUAUACUCUUACCUGGUGCCUUAAUAAUGCUGUAGACUUGUUGUAACUUGCAAGUAGGUGAACUCAUUCUUUAAGAUCGAUCAGCUAAUGUUAUCACCCCCUGUUGAUGUUGCCUUGUGGACUGGUGAUACCCUCACAGGACUACUGUGCAUGCUUAAGAACCUCCUCAGCUGAGUCGUUUGACUGCAAAAUGGUAAACUACUGUGAUGUGUUCUCCCAGUGGAAUGAAAGCGUUAUCUGUGCCUAAGUUGUGCUGCUUACUCUUAGAAAAUGUUGGGAUGUCUUAAAAAUAUUUUUUAAAGAAUAAAGGGAAUAUUUGGUAUGAUUUUAAAUCUU
This is a messenger RNA of Eurypyga helias (sunbittern), 1004 nucleotides long. It is a transcript of the gene CPOX, whose product is annotated as coproporphyrinogen oxidase. The annotation marks the transcript as partial. Gene Ontology annotation, molecular function: coproporphyrinogen oxidase activity. The transcript has 4 exons. Gene Ontology annotation, cellular component: mitochondrial intermembrane space; cytoplasm. The record is from RefSeq and is a predicted model, not a curated record. NCBI's taxonomy places the organism in Eukaryota, Metazoa, Chordata, Aves, Eurypygiformes, Eurypygidae.